GAGACCAUCAGAUGCUUUUAUGCUGCCAGCGUUGGUUGGGUUCAAAACAAGCUCUCCGGCAGUGGACGCUCAGUUGUGUUCAACUCGUACCAGUGUGCAGUCAGCUACGUCCACGCUCUUUGUGCCGUCUGUCGAGAUUGGUGGUUCUCCGUUGUGAGUGAUGUGUUGAUGGUUGAUGUCAUCAGGUAGUGUGUGAAGAAGCGUGGCGAAGAAAUGCGCUCCAGCUAUAGUGCAGCAUUGUGUACGCUCCGGAAGGUGUUCUGUUUGGGUGAAUGUGUUAUCAGUUGGGAGGAAAUCUCUUCCAUCGCUGUUGACUGUGAUGCGAUGUAAUCUGAUUGGGCAAUCGCCAGUCGUGACUCAAGGGAAGACCUCGCCGCGCUUAAAGACUGUGUGCGUGCAUAUCAUUUUGGGUACAUUCCGAUACUUUCCGUUUUGAGACGAAUGAAUGUGGCGUGAAGAAAAUCUCGAAGAACAAAAAUGAAAAAAGGGAAAAAAGUGCAUUCGAGUGAGAAGAGGAAUCAAGUGCGAAGCAAAACCUUAAAGAAGUGAUUCGAAAAGAAUCUCCUUCGCGGAAAGAUCACAAGUGGCUAUAGAAAAGAUUCAACCCGUUGUUUGAGGAAAGAUGCUUCCAUUAGUGCGUUGAUGUGACGAGUUUGUACAAUUUUCGAUGGUUUGCUAAGUGGAAAGCUGACCUCCACUUAGGUGUCGUCUAGUGGUGUGCUCUUCGUCAAAGUGUUCAAAUCGUACAUUCCAACAGUAGUUUGAAGUGUUUGGUAAUUCACGUACUGUCGGAAGAGAUCGAUCACUGAUAAUUGAUUGAUUGCCACUAUAAAUGCUGGUUGCCCGUAGAAAGAAGGCGAUGGUUCGUGAUUCGAUCGGGAAGAAUAUGUGCUUGCCUGGUGAACAAAAGUAACUGGCUGAUGUUUGCGUGUUGGCGGUAUUUCGUUAUAUCAGUUUCAAUUCAAUAACAGUUCUGGGGUCGUGAAAGAAUUUGGAAUUUGAAUCGAAGCCAGUUUGAUGUAAGCUUGAAGAUCGUGUGAAAACAAACAGCGAAUAAUUCGGUCAUUUGUGUUUCUUACAUAACGACAUAUUAGCACUCACCGCUCAACUUCGCCAACCGUGAGAUACAUCAAAGAAGCUGUAUCAGCGCAAAACAUUAAGUACGGGUGGAAAAUCCCGGGGCCCGACUCGUUGGAUGGUUCAAGAGCCUCACCGUCAUCAGAGGAAAAGGAAAAAAUAAACCGAAAUACUACACCUCGUACCAGCCAACAUCUCGUGAGAGCUCAUAAUUUAACGAUCACUCGAUUCGCAAUUUCCAAGAGCAGCUGAUUAUUCCAUAACAACUGUCGAUGCGAAAUGGAGAUAUGCUUCUCGCAUCGUCGCCGCCGUAGCCACCACAUUUGGUAACUGCUACUAAGAAGCUGGUGAGGUGAUGUCUUGCGUUGCAGCCCCAACAACAGCAACACCAACAACGACAACCACGUGAAAGAGGAAAAUAAAUCACACUCUCGGGGGUUUUGUGCCUUCGUUGCUCGCACUGCACGCGGCUCAAAUACGUCGUAGAUAUCGACGUUGAUGUGCGUCUCGGGAUUGGAAAUUCAGACGAAGAGUUGAAUGAAAAAUAAAUGAAUAUCGCUGUAACGAAAAUAGGAAAGGAAAAGUGAAAGAUUGCUUACGGUUGGCUGACUGCGCGUGGCCGGCGGCGGUUCUUCCACGAAUUCGGUCCGGGCUAGACGUGGAACGCGGAAAGUGCGGAAUGGCCCGGGCCCGGGAUGGCCCCGGUUGCAAUAGCCCCAACAACGGCAGCAGUGUGUAAAGAUAUACGCAAUUUACGCUUCAAGUGAUGAGAAAGUGUUGAUUUAUAAUAUUUUUUCGGGUUUUUUGUCCGUAAAAGAUUUGGAGAAAAACCGGAGUUGAUUCGAAGUGGUAGCCAGCAAAGAAGCGCUUUCAGUGAGUGAUUCCAAUAAAAUAGUAGAAACCUCCAAAACGUCUAGUCUCCCGCAUCUCCCGCAAGUGCGAUUCAUGCGGUUGUCUGUGAAAGGCGACUAUUGCGCUAAUUAAGAUUUAUUGUUCAUAAAAGUUGAACAAUUCGAUAUAAGAAGAAAAAGGUUUUUAAGGCCGCUCGAGUGAAGUCAGAGAAGCAACCCACUCUUUAUUGGAGUCUCGGGUUUGGGGUUAGUGAGGGUCAACGGAGAAUACAUAAAACAGCCUCAAAGUGUCGUUCAAGGGGGCAGCAGCUAAGAUGCCGCCGGUAAACAUACCGGAGAACGGUGGAUCCGGGCCACCGAGUCGGACUCCGUCCAUAAUGGACAGUCCCACGUUGGCCCGGGUCGAAAGAGCUCGGCUCCGGCAGGAGGCCGGUGCCAACGGAAGCAGCCAACGAGAGGAUAGCUUGGAACGGGCAUUGCUGGAUCCAAAGAAGUCGCUGCUAAUUGGUCGUAUUCCGGUGGCCCAGAUGACCGGACCGAUCAAGCGUGGCCUGCUCUGGCAGCAACGGGACCGGCUUUUCUCCAGAUGGAAAGAAAGAUAUUUCAUCCUGACGCGUGAUUAUCUGAACUGCUUCAAAAGGGCGUCCGGGUCAGCAUCGGAGAAGAUUUCCGACAUGGGCCAGUUUAUUUUCAAGAUCAAACUGGUAGACGUCGAAAAGGUCGAGUGGUUAAACCGCCGGUCGUACAGCGCAAUUGGCUUGCUUCUCGGUGCGCGAGAAGGUCGCGUCUUAUUGCGCUGCGACCAAGGGCUCGAGGAUUGGUUCGAACUGCUGGAGGAGUGCACCCUGAGCAGCAAGGAACGUCGUCGUGCUUUACGCCUGACGCAGGGGCCCCGAUCGCGUGCCUCGCUUGCCGCUCCGGUGUCACAUACCUCGCUGCAAAACAACCAUCUUGGCCUCGGUGGAACCUACUCCGGGGCGAUUGAAGACUGGCUCAUGUCCCGGCACCACAAAACGUCCAGCAACCAUCACCAUCUGCACUUCUUGCACUCGGAUUCCGUGCCCGAUCUUAGUACCAUCAACGAAAACGGCCUAAUUAGUGGAAUGCUUACCAACCAAUCGACUCCGAAGAAAGUCCCGAAUGCACGACAUAACUUCAUUGGAAGCUCAUCGAAUGGCUACAAUAGCCACAACGGAAGCUACAGCAAUGGUUUCCCGUACUCACCACUCAAAAAACUGUCGGAUAACUUCCUCAACGGCAAUAGCACCUACAUUAUCAACGAUGAAGACGAAGAAGUGGAAUUGAGACGAGGAGGACGAUACAGGGACAACGAUGAUCUUUACCGGCGACCAUUGGGGCCAUCUGGCAAUGAUAGCAAUCGACAUUCACUUUUAACAGAUCUGGACUUUUCGGCCUGUGAUAGUGGACUGGACACGCCACCCUCGACGCACCGUCCGUCCAGCUGUCGAGACAAUGUGUUCAUGAUUGCGGCCUACAACCAUCACAACCAAAGCAUCAACAAAGAUAAAACCACCGAUACCGGAAUAAGUUCCUCGCGUGGUACUUUGGUAUCACCGGCCAACAGCAUUCGCCACGGUUUCCACAACAACAAUAACAACAUGAACAGUUAUGGCUCGAGAUACAGCGUACAGGAGCAGAAGAUCUUGCGGUCGCGCAACAAUACCGAAGAAAAUAAGAACUCUAUCAGAUCGAUUCGAGCUGAGUUCUUCGAGCAGAACAAAUACAACAACAACAACAUCACCAACGGUCAUCACUACCAUCCACAGCAAGGGCACCAGGGAAGCAUCGGAAGUAACGGCAACAUCCAUCACCAACAGCAUCAACAGCAGAUGUCGCCACAUUACCAUCCGCAGCAGCAGCAACAACAGCAUUGCAAUGGGCUUAACAACAACACCAACGGGCACUAUCAGCAGCACUACAACGGCAACGGCAGUAUUAACGGAAGCACCAAUGGGAAUGGGACGGCUGCGUUGCGAGACCGCUAUCAGCAUCCGGCACUGACGGCGAUUAUCAACGAGUCGCAGGGAAUGAAGUUUAGAGAUCGUUCCUACUCUGAUUGCCAGCAAAUACCACGCCGACAGUGGACUAGCAACACACCAAGUCCCAAACGCAUUCCAUAUCUGGGAACACCACCAACACGUGUCUAGGAACGUCUGUGAGACUCAUUCAAAUGCCCAAAGGCAUAUGAACUAUAACCAAUCGAAUUUUAAAUUCGUAGGAAUACUGAAUUAUGCGAUAAUCGUGAGUGAUUAGUAUUUUUUUUCAAGUCUAUUACCAACCGCAGUUUGAAUUCAUAGAAUUUGAAGUAGGAGUAUUGAACGUAGUUGCAGCAAACUUGUAGUCUUCGACAUGUAGCGUGGGCGAUGAUAUUGGAACCUUUGCAGUUUUUCCCUGUGUUGCAGACUUGCAGAUCGAUGUAACAUUUCUACUCAGAAACUUAUCGAAUCUCAGUAGUUACAGUGAUAGCAGCUUUAUCACAUUCAUAUUAUCGAGAAAGUCUAGUUGCGCGUUUUCUUCCAAAGCAUUAAUAAGUGUGUAAGUAGGUUAUUUCUGUUUCAGAAAAGGUAUUGAGUUAAUAACGCUUUUUAAGUUUUGACCAGCCAAACAUUAUGAAAAAUAGCGCAUCAAUCGCUUCUCCACUCGAACAAAUAAUCAAAAUGAUUCGUAUACUUUCCCUACGUAUAGUUGUCGUCGUGAUUAAUGUAAGUUAGGCAAAUAAUAAUCGAAAACUCUCAACGAACACGUUGGACUUUCUUAAUUAUAGGUCAUUGCGCGCAGCAAACCUAACCUCACUAUUUUGACAGAUACUGGUCCUGUUGUUUACGUUUCGGACUUAGAAUUUUUUUCAUCCAAAUUAAAUCUACAUAGUCCAUGAUGUUGAAGACAUUCUGUACAUUCCGCAUUCAAAAAUUGGUAAUUAUCGAUAAGUUUAGGUAAUUAUCGAUCAGAAAAUCCAAAGAAUGAUAGAAGUAUCUCAAAAUUAAAAUAAAGUCGUCUGUAAACAACAGGACCAGUACCUGUCAAAAGUCGUGUGUGACGUCACUGUGCAAUGGAGUAUUGAGGGGAAUAGUUUAGAAUGCCCACGAAAUGUGUUAUUGCUUUUAAUCUACUUCUUUCUGAAAAGCAUUUGAACACUCAAUUGGAAAUCAAUUUUGAAACAUAAAGCCAAGUUUUCUUUGUUCAAAGUAGAUCUUUGUACAACGAAAAACCGUUGGUGAAAGUGAUUACGCAUUACUUCAAUAGUCAGCGUUAGUUUCCCCAGAAUAGUGUUAGGAAAACGAAUCGAAUGCAAGUAAAACGGAAGUGUUCACCGAUUUUAGAUUCUAACAAACGAGUGCGAAAAAGUACGCCAAUACUGACGCACACUGAACAAGGGUCUAGUGAUGAUGUUUUUUGUGCAUAGAGCAAUUCGUGUUUAGGCGAUAUUCGAAAUAAAAAUCAGAAAACCAAAUAA
This is a messenger RNA of Armigeres subalbatus, 5403 nucleotides long. RefSeq names its product homeobox protein 2. Gene Ontology annotation, cellular component: plasma membrane. The transcript has 8 exons. The record is from RefSeq and is a predicted model, not a curated record. Lineage: Eukaryota; Metazoa; Arthropoda; Insecta; Diptera; Culicidae. Bases 2243 to 4096 code for a protein of 617 amino acids. Gene Ontology annotation, biological process: actin cytoskeleton organization.